GCAUUCGCGGCUCGCCUCUCGUCUCUCGCCUGCGCAUCGCGCAUGCAUCCGCUCACUUGUCAAAACGUAGCGAGCCACAGCACUACCACGAGUCUCAAAAAACUUUGUUUGCAUCGUGCCCACUGUGUUUCAACACUUAUCCACCAUCAAUAAUCAUCCAGUGAAGAUUACUACACAAUAAAACAGUGAAACAACCACCUAAACAUAUCGAUUUACAGUGAAAAACUGAAAUUUCCACGAACAAUUUGAAUUCCGUGCUUUGUGUCGGUGAAUACGUACGCAUCCAGUCUACCUGUGUGCGCUCCGGUGAUUAAGCGCUUUUCCCAGUGCAUAAAUACACAAAUAUCCCCUUGGUAAACCAGUGUAUAAACUAUUACAAUGUCCUACUAGGACUACAAACACUUGCCGAGGCAGCAAUGUGUCGCAAAAGGACUUUGCCGAUGCAAAACAAGUGCAGCUGCAGUGCUGAUUUCUAGGUUAACUUUCAACACAACAAACAAACUUUUUCUUUAAAAACAACGAAAACAAUCACAAUGAUUAGCCUUAAAAAGGUGUAUAAAGAUGAACUAUUGCAGCUGGCGUUGAUUCUCAGCUUGCUACGUUCUCAUCCCGAUGUUAACUAUGAAAACGACUUGUUUAACACAGUCAAUCAACUGGAUUUGGACAAUGGCACUAGCUGGAGAUCCAUGGGUGGUACACUGAUAAGAAACCAUUAUGUCCAUCCGAAAAGUCUGGACUCCUCACUGAUGAAUUACGAGGCCGAAGUGUUUGCUGAUCUUAACUCUCUGGGAAGGUACAAUAGAGAAGGAAAUAUUCAACACAACCGGAAUAUUACUGCUUACUUACUGGAUCAUAUUCGAGGAGAAGCCGGAGAUACUAUCCCGGAACAACCUGUGCAAGAUGUGCAAGCACCAGACGUUCCUGAAUUGAAUGAGGAGGUUUUGGGUGAUAUAGAGAAUUCGGCUGAUAAUAUUCAACUGAGUCAAGAGGAUAUGGAUCUAAUCAAAGUUUUAUGGAUGCAAGACGUUGAUCUUGGCGUCUCGCUGAAUGCGGUUGCUCCCUUGCCGGAAAAACCGGAGAAGGAAACGAACGCCAGUCUCAUUCAAUCAGCUUCCUCGAGCGUCUCACAAGAAGAUGAUUUGGAAAAGCUAAAAACCUUGAAAGAGAUCAAUGAAGGCAGCAUUAAGAUCGAGAAUGAAUCGGACGAUCUAAGUCAGGCUGUGGCUGAUCCAUGGGCUGGUCUCCCGUACACCAUCGACACCGAAACAGGAGAGUAUGUGAUAAAGAGUGAGUUAGAAGACCCGCUCAACAACACUGACCUCCCUUUUCCGUUCCCGGAGUUCAUAGACCACCUUCUGGAUGAAGAUUCCGACACAACUGAUGACAACGCGACAAGCAAGGAACUUGAGCUCUUGGUGAAACUCUCCGCGGAGGCUGCGACGAUCGCGGCCAGCAACGAGGGGAGCAUCUACGACGAGGAGGCAAACGCCACCUCGUCCCUAGCGUCUCCAGCUUCUGACUUGGCUGCAAGUUUUGCGGCGCUUGAAACAGCCGCCUCCGGUUCGGGCACCUCUCCCGGGUCCGCCGAGGCGGAACUCGACCUUCUGCAAGAGAUGAUGCAGACGUCGCAGUUCCAUCACCCGCAUCACAGGGCUUUCCAAGGUCGCAUGCCCUUCGUGCGCACGAUGAGCGUGGAGCAGCGAUGGCAAGACCUGGCCAACAUGCUCAGCCUGCCCAACCCCGCCGAGAGCGGUUCGAUGCACCAACACCAUCCUUUCUCUCAUCAUCAUCACCACCACCACCUCCAUAACUUCAGUCAUCCACAUGGACACCAUCAUGGUAUGGGCGCAUAUGGUACUGACCGUAGUGUCUUGUUGCAUAAUGCCACUCUUAACCCUCCGAUGGGUGAUCUUAACGCAACCUCCGCAUCUGCACCUUAUUCUACCAUCGGCGGAACUAAUAUGGGUAAUGCAGUCGCUACGUCCAUGAAUCUUACUAAUAGUAGUGAACCGAUGGCUGAUACUGUCGCUGGGUCAAUUUAUAAAGUUGAACCCACCGCGCAUGACAUGUACUAUAACAGUUCCGGAGAGUUUAACCAAACUGAUGGGUUCAUUGCAUCGUUUCUUAACGACGAAGAUCUAUUGAUGGAUAUGGCUUUGAACGAGGGCAUGUAUACUAUGAGGAUGUUGGAUGGAGCGAAUGGUACUGCUGGCAAUCUUUCCAUGGGGGCACCAGGAAGUGUUGGGGGUGGUACUGCUGCAGCUGGCAAUAAUGUGAACGCACCUGGGGCUACAUCUGUUCCUGGUGGGACCACGCAUAUGAGCAGGAUGGACUCUGAACGAAUGGAUACUUCCAGUGACAGUGCUGUUAGCUCCAUGGGUUCUGAAAGGGUGCCGUCUCUUAGUGAUGGGGAGUGGUGUGAUGGUGGUUCUGAUUCUGGACAUACCGCAGGCGAUCAUUAUUCCGACUAUCGGUCUGAUUAUCAUUCUAAAUACAGGCCAUAUGACUACAGCUACUCCGGAAGGCAGCAUUCUUUGGCUUCUGGUGCUUCUGCAGCUUCCAGUCCGGCUGAGGCCAGUCGUUUGCCACCUGUAGCGCAGAAAAAACAUCAAAUGUUUGGAAAACGCUGUUUCCAGGAUCAUCAAGGUACUGCAAGUUCAGUCCUUCCUCAUCCCCCUGUACCGAUCAAGUACGAGUAUGUUGAGUGUGGUAAUGCUACUUCUGUUUACACACCGCCGACGCCCAUUGCUGACACGUCUGCUAAAGCGGGCGAUGCCAAAUACUCCUGUUCGCUGGAGUUUAGUCGCCAGCACUAUCUACCGCGCAAUCACCUUGAACACGUGCAGCACAACCACACGUAUCACCUUCCCGCGGAGAAUACGGGUGCAAUGCAGCGUCCGGUGAGUCGGGAUAAGGCAAAAGCGCGACGCGCCGAAGAGGAGCAUUUGUCGCGUGAUCAAAAACGCGCGCGUGCCCUCAACGUACCUAUUACAGUCGAUGAUAUUAUCAAUCUUCCCAUGGACGAGUUUAACGAACGUCUCUCCAAAUACGACCUCAGCGAAGCACAGCUUAGUCUCAUUCGGGACAUCCGCCGACGCGGCAAGAACAAGGUGGCGGCACAGAACUGCAGGAAGAGGAAACUUGAUCAAAUUUUGACUCUUGCCGAUGAGGUCAAGGAUAUGCGCGAUAGGAAGUACAGACUUGUCACGGAUCACGAUUUUUUGACAGGGGAAUCACAGAGGAUUAAAGAUAAAUAUCAACAACUGUAUCGACAUGUUUUCCAGAAUUUGAGAGAUCCUGAUGGCAAUCAUUAUUCCCCGUACCAAUACAGUCUGCAAACGUCCGCGGACGGAUCAAUUCUGAUCGUGCCACGUGCGAACAAUGGAGUCAACAAUCCGGACUGCAAGGAGCGGCAGCAUCCGGGUCACAAGGAUUGAAUUCUCGGCGGAAGGUUCUAGGCAACUUCAUUUUACGCACCUACGAGAUACACUCAAUCUCCUCGAUAAAUUUUGAACUUUUCAACUUUGCGCCACGUGCUCGCGAUUAGUUACAACGUUAUGUUUACAACGAAUGGUUUUUAAGUUGGUUAUUUUAUUUUCCUGGGGAAUCCAGACGCAUGCAGAAUUUGCUCUUUUAUUUUGUUCUUUUCGUUUUGAAUUUCGAUGGUUGAGUUGAGUUUUUGCGUUUUCUGACGACUACAAACUCUUAGCGGCAGUGGAUGGCAGAAAGUGGUUGGCCGCGCACGCAACAAAGUAUAUUUUUAUAAAUUCACGAUUUCAGGUGAUCGAUUUGCCUUUAAGAUUAACGAUUAAUAUUUAUAUACGAUACUGAUAUUGAAUACACACAUUGAUGAGCGGAGGUUGGAAUUGGAGUAUAGAUGGAUGUAUAAAAAUGCAUCUCGUCCGCGGAUAAGGAGUGGAAUCCUUGCAGGCGAUGAAGGUGGCGCGCCGAGGUGCUGCCGGUGGGGACGCAGUGGGAGCGGUGAGUGCGCGACCGAAGAGUCGAACUGAGACGUACUACACACACGAUAGGCUAAAUAUUUUUUAUAUUUGGAAUAGUUUUUGUACAUUGUAUAUAGUAAUUUCUUGUAUGAUAGGAAGGUCCACUAAUGACUAACGUUAGGAAUCGCGUAAAUCUAUUUACUUGUGCUAAGCAUAGUGCGCAUCGUGCGCAUGUUACGGUCGAUGGGCAUACAUAUAUGAAAUAUCGCAUACUGUUGUCUUUUUGUGUAUUACCAUUUUGGAACUGGCGCAUACUUUCGUACACGAUGCAUUCAUUACCACGCCUGCUGUAUACGACGAUGAAGAGAGGGAGAGGACGGUUAUAUGGGUCGGGUGCCAACAUAGAUCUCUAUGUAAUGACAUUGUUCUUCAUAAUUUAGCCAUGUAAGAUCACCAGUGCUAAAUAAAUUUGAUGGUCACAAUA
Dalotia coriaria is the source of this 4425-nucleotide messenger RNA. RefSeq names its product NFE2 like bZIP transcription factor cap-n-collar (gene cnc). Gene Ontology annotation, biological process: regulation of transcription by RNA polymerase II. The coding region runs from base 534 to 3437 and encodes 967 amino acids. The record is from RefSeq and is a predicted model, not a curated record. Gene Ontology annotation, molecular function: RNA polymerase II cis-regulatory region sequence-specific DNA binding; DNA-binding transcription factor activity, RNA polymerase II-specific. Gene Ontology annotation, cellular component: nucleus. NCBI's taxonomy places the organism in Eukaryota, Metazoa, Arthropoda, Insecta, Coleoptera, Staphylinidae. The transcript has 9 exons.